Didymosphaeria variabile is the source of this 471-nucleotide messenger RNA. RefSeq lists its product as uncharacterized. Lineage: Eukaryota; Fungi; Ascomycota; Dothideomycetes; Pleosporales; Didymosphaeriaceae. Bases 1 to 471 code for a protein of 156 amino acids. The record is from RefSeq and is a predicted model, not a curated record. The transcript has a single exon.
AUGUCUACACACCAGUCUCCAAGCACGAAGGCCUGGCCAUCGAUGGACCCUGUAACAUACGGGAAGGCUACGCGUCAGCUGAUUUUCGAUACAUCGAUAGCCUCCCCGAAAAUGACCCGAUACAACCAUCACAUACGCCGCUCAUUGGGCUUUCGCGAGAAGAGUGGUUCUGGUAAGGGCAAACCCGUCUUCGCCUCAGCGAGAGUUGAGACUCUGUAUCAUGAACUGGACAGGAUGGCCGUCAACGUCCUUCCUAAUAGCAGCCACAAAGCCCUCAAACGAGCAUGGCAAGCGCAGACAUAUACCGACGACGUUAAGCACCUGCUUCGUGAACACGGUGGGAAGAUUUGGAGCGACCCUAUCGAGAAACGAAAACUAUCAUCCAAUCCAAACUCCCAGCUACUAACAGCAGGAGACCCAGGCGCGUCGGGCGACCUUUUGUACGAGCAUGAACGCCAUCGACAGUUGUAA